This is a messenger RNA of Gongylonema pulchrum, 1116 nucleotides long. Lineage: Eukaryota; Metazoa; Nematoda; Chromadorea; Rhabditida; Gongylonematidae. The record is from the annotation of a GenBank genome assembly.
GAAUUUCAGUCAAAAAUUCGAACAUUUUCAACUUUUCAGCUUUAUAAUGAAGAAAUUUACGAUCUGUUAAGCCACCAGCGUUCCUCCACUGGUCUUCGAAUUCACGAAGACGCUAAUGGCGAAAUAUUUCUGAAUGGAGUAACACGAAUUACAGUAACGAGUCCAGCACAGACACUGGAAGUGUUAAAGAAUGGUGCAAUAAAUCGUAGAACUGCUGCUACCAAUAUGAAUGAGCAGUCAUCUCGUUCGCAUGCUAUCUUUACAAUGAUAAUCAAACAACAGCGUACAGAUGAGCAGAAUGACGGGUCCGCUCAAUCCGAGGAGCCAGCCGCUACUGAACUUGUAUUUCUAAGUGCCAAAUUUCAUUUUGUUGAUCUCGCCGGAUCGGAACGUUUGAAACGCACUGGCGCUACAGGCGAUCGUGCCAGAGAAGGCAUCAAUAUCAAUUUUGGACUGUUGUCAUUGGGCAAUGUUAUCUGUGCUUUGACGACGCCAACUGCGCCUGACAAAGUGGUACAUGUGCCGUAUCGGGACUCAAAGCUGACCCGUUUGCUUCAGGAUUCAAUUGGCGGAAACAGUCGAACAUUAAUGAUUGCUUGUGUCAGCCCAUCGGACUGUGACUAUGUGGAAACGUUAAAUACUUUAAAGUAUGCAAAUCGGGCGAAAGAUAUCAAAAACAAGGUGGUGGCAAAUCAGGACAAGUCAAGCAAGUUAAUUGGCAGUUUGCGCGCACGCAUAGCUCGCUUGGAAGCAGAACUUUUAGACUUCAAGCAGCUUAUUCCAAAUCAGUGCAUUAUCAACUCGAGCUGCUCGCAAAACUCGAUCGUUACAUGCGAGCUCUGGGCAUUUCCAGAAGAACUGAGAAAAUCAUUGCAGGGACGAAUUACAGUCACCGAUGGUGUCGAAUCAAUCAAUGAUCAGUACAGGGAAAACGUUUUACUGCAGGCAGAUGUAAACCAAUUGCGCAUACGUGUUAAAGCUUUACAAGAAACAAUUGAAAUGCUUAAAGCGCGGAAUGUGCAGUUAAUUGCUGAAAAAAAUGAAAUUUGUCGAGGAAUGAAUAUAAUGCAAGUUCAUGAAAGGACGAAAUCGAACGGUAGGAAUAUUGUCCGAUAA